Molecule: messenger RNA, 658 nt
Organism: Bombus terrestris (buff-tailed bumblebee)
Lineage: Eukaryota; Metazoa; Arthropoda; Insecta; Hymenoptera; Apidae
Exons: 2
Coding region: 144-413 (89 amino acids)
Cellular component (GO): extracellular region
Molecular function (GO): chitin binding
Source: RefSeq, a predicted model, not a curated record
GAGAGCCGAAUAUCGUAUAUAGAUAGCGACAUUUAAUUGGUCAAUAGAGUAUAUAAAGCGAAUCUGGAAUUUGGUCAGGCAAGUUGUGUCUACGACAAUACAGAGUUUGGACACUUAGCGUAUUAUCUUUUUCGAAAAGCAAAAUGAAAGCCGCAAUUAUCAUUGCACUUGUGACCUACUUGGUCUAUGUAAGCUCUGAUGAUUCCGUUCUACUGGACUGUGAUACCAAUAUAACGGAGAAUCAUACAAUGGUUCGACACCCAUGCAGCUGCACCACUUACUUCGUUUGUCUGACCGACCCACCAAUGCCCAUGGAAUGUCCUUCUGGUCUUUACUUCGAUGAAGAUAAGCAAGUUUGCAACUACAAAAUUAACGUCAAUUGCAGAAUAAAGCCAGGAUGUAGAACUUUCUAAAUGUGGUUUAAAAAUAUUAAAAAUAUUCAAAUGUUAUGUAUUCAUAAAUAUCACGCUAUUAUUAUUACAAAUAAUUUAUAGAAAUGAAAAAAAGAAUUUCUGUAGCCAUUAAAUUGUUCGUUUAAUGUUUCAAAAACUCUAAUUAUUAUUGCCGACUCGCAUAUUUUAAGUUGUCUAUUAUUCAUGUAAUACGGUGUAUACUUCAUUAUGUAAAAAUAGAUUUUAUAUUAUAUUUGUUCUUCUUA